UGGAGGCCGCUUUGUGCCCGAGCCGCUGCUCCCUCAACAGCUCCUGUGGUUUGAUUUUUAUGCUUUUACAGAUGAUUUUUCAGAUGAUUUAUGGGCUGUUAUUAUUAUUCCAGAUGAUUUUACAGUUGAGUUUACGGCGCCACGACGAUAACGACAGCAGAUAAAAGCGACAGGUCCGAGGACCAAACCUGCUUCUGCUCUGGUGUUCGUUGUGUUUGAAGACUCUGCCUGAGCGUUCCUCUGACACAGGAUGAAGAAGUUCUCGUCUCUGGAGCUGCUCCUCAGCCUCAUGGUGGUUAUUCUGGUUGCCUGCACCAUCGGCCUCAGCGUCGUCGGCUUCACCUGCGUCCAAAAGACAGGAGCAGAUGAGGGCGUGUUCUUGGCCCACUUGAGGAUCUCGGGAGGAGCAAACUUCUCUGAGGACCUCACAAACUCCUCGUCUCCUCAGUUCAAAACUCUUGCCUUUGACGUCCAGAAGCUGGUGGGCGAGGCCUUUUCUCUCAGUGACCUCAGGCUCCAGUUCAAAUCCUGCUCCGUGCUGUACUUCAGCAAAGGCAGCAUUGUGGUGACCAUUGACCUGCGCUUCCUACUUCCCAUGAGUGCCCCGGAGGCGGAGCAACAACUGGGGGUGGGGCUUCAGCUCGUCCAAGGCUCGGAAUUGGUUGUUGACCUGAGCAGCGUGAACGUGACAGUGGCUCUGGUUCAGCUCAGAGGCGUUAUGACCUGUUCUCUACAAAGGAGCCAUUUCGACCACCUCUGUGACCCCUCCCACCACCACUGUGACCUCUACCACCACCUCUGUGACCCCUCCCACCACCUCUGUGACCCCUCCCACCACCUCUGUGACCCCUCCACCACCACUGUGACCCCUCCCACCACCUCUGUGACCCCUCCCACCACCUCUGUGACCCUCCACCACCACCACCCCUUUCCGUGUCCGGACGGUCACAUGAGCUGCUCCAACGGCUCAGGCUGCGUUCUGAUUGGUCAAUUCUGUGACGGACACAAAGACUGUCCCAAUGGAUCAGACGAGAACCAGAGCACCUGCGCGACGUCGUGCGAUGGCAAUUUCUUGCUCCAGGGCCCCAAUGGCUCCUUCACUUCCUCCGUGAGUGGGAACUACAGCAGCUCCACUUCCUGUCGUUGGAUCCUCAGGGCGGAGCCAGGCCUGUCAAUCAGAGUAGACUUCCUCUUCUUCGAGACGGAGGAGAGGCGGGACUUCCUGCGGCUGUUCGAGGGCGUGGGAGCGAACCGGCGGCUGAUCGCUGACCUCUCAGGCUCCACCCCUCCAGGAAGAGUGUGGCUGCUGAGCGACCAAUCAUCAGCGGAGUUUGUGUCGGAUGACCUGGGAGAGGGGCGGGGUUUCAGGGCCACGUUCAACACUGAGAAUUUAACUGACCUCAGCAAUGAGCAGAUGCUGAGCUGUACCUUCGAGGACGGUUGGUGUUUCUGGAGACGAGACCCAGACCAAGACCAGGACUGGAUCAGGACCAGAGGAGAUCAGUUCCCCACAGGGACCGGACCCAGUGAGGACCACACCACAGGGACCAGCGCAGGGUUUUAUGUGUCGACUCCGACCAGUCCUGGGUCUUGGUUGAAGACUUUCCGGAUCCUGAGUGUUCCUCUGAGACCAUCCUCUGGCGCCUCUUGUCUGUCCUUCUGGUAUCACAUGUUCGGAGCAGACGUGUUCUUCCUCAGGGUCCUGCUGCUCCGGCCGGACCUGCCAGACCUGCUCCUGCUGCAGAGACACGGGGACUACGGGGACUUCUGGUAUCAAGGCCAAGUCCAGUUACACAACUACAGUCACACACAGGUGGUGUUUGAGGCUCAGAAAAAUGGAGGCCGGUUGAACGACAUCGCUCUUGAUGACAUCACCUUCACGUCACAGCCCUGUGGCCCCGCCCCCCCAGAGCCCACCAACGUCCCGCCCCCGACCACGCCCGCCCCUCUCCCAGCCGACUGCGGAGGGCCGUUCGAUCUCCAUGACAACGGCACCUUCAGCUCGCCCAACUACCCCGAUUAUUACGGCAACAAGGCCAACUGUCUGUGGAGGCUUCACACUGAUGCGGGGAAAAACCUUCAGCUCCAUUUUCUGGACUUGGACCUGGAGACGUUCUACGACACUUUGGAGAUCAGAGACGGACCAGAGCCGAAUUCUACUCUGCUCGGUGUGUUCACUGGAACCAGAGGCCCCACCCACGACCUCUUCUCCUCGACCAAUCAGAUGUCCCUAAUAUUCUUGACGGACAGCUCAACCUCGGGCCGAGGUUUCAAGGCAAACUUCAGCUCCGGGGUCAAUCUGGGGUCACCAGAUCCCUGCCCUGUUGGACAGUUCCAGUGCGUUUCUGGUCUCUGUGUUUCCGCUGACUCUGAGUGUGAUGGACACAUGGACUGUCCAGACGGAAGCGACGAGGCCCAGUGCGUGUUCUUGGACUCGGAGCGUCUUCAGUUCCAGGUGACCUCCGCAAACUUCUCCGUGUGUUCAUCCUCGUGGAGCCAGCCUCUGUCCAAUUUCACCUGCAGAUACCUGGGAUACAGGUCUGGACUCUGGAGCCCGGUCGCGUCUCGUCCCGAAGAUUCUCCGUUUGUCUCCGUGUCUGUGUCAAACGAGACCAUCCAAACAGAUAUACUGGAGAAGUGUGAGAACGUCGUGUCUCUGAACUGCAGCAACCUCCCCUGUGGAGUCCGACAGGUGAACCUCACGUUUGAGUUUAACCAAUCAGAGCAGAGAGGAGACACAGGUGGCCAAUCAGAGGACGCCGGAGGUGGGCGGAUCGUGGGGGGAGUUGAUGCGGCGAAGGGGGCGUGGCCGUGGAUUGUGUCUCUUUGGUGGUCGGGGCGUCACGUGUGUGGAGGAACUCUGAUUGGUGAAGACUGGGUCCUGACGGCCGCCCACUGCGUCUACGGGAAGAACAUGCACGUGGAGCGGUGGCAGGCAGUGCUGGGCCUCAGCGCCCAAUCACAACCCUCCAGUCCCGAGGUGCAGUCCCGACCAAUCAAACGCAUCAUUAUACACCCGCUGUACGACCGGCGAAUCAAACGCGCCGACAUCACCCUGAUGCAGCUGCAGGAGCCAGUCAGCUUCAGCGAUUACGUGCAGCCGGUGUGUCUGGCGGAGCUGGACCCGCCCCCCGGGACUCUCUGCUCCAUUGCGGGCUGGGGACGCCUGUCGAGUGGAGGUUCUCUCCCUGAUGUUCUGCAGGAGGCUCAGGUUCCUCUGGUUCCUCAGACUCUGUGUCAGGAGCAGCUGCCUCAGUACAACAUCUCAGACCUGAUGUUGUGUGCGGGACGGGAGGAGGGCGGCACCGACACCUGCCAGGGCGACUCGGGAGGUCCUCUGAUGAUCCUGCAGAACGGUCACUGGACUCAGAUCGGUGUGACAUCAUUCGGCGAUGGCUGUGGAGACCCUCAGAGUCCCGGAGUCUACGCCCGAGUCUCCGCCUUCACUUCCUGGAUCACUCAGAUGCAACGCUCGCACGGCUAAACUACACCUAAACUACAGAGGACUACAACUCCCACUACAGCUAAGACCGGAGGACUACAACUCCCACUACAGCUGUGACCACAGGACUACAACUCCCACUACAACUGUGACCAGAGGACUACAACUCCCACUACAGCUGUGACCAGAGGACUACAACUCCCACUACGGCUGAGAUCAGAGGACUACAACUCUUCCAUGUGGACUACAAAUCCCAGGGUUCAGUGUAAAUAGUAAAUAUAACCCUGUGAUGAUGUCAUUCUCUCAGAUGGGGUCAGACUGUGAGAAAUAGGAGAACAAACUGCCCCCCGUCAGACUUGUCUUGUUUAAAUCCAGACUCAAGCUCUUUUUUUUUUUUUUUCAGACUGGUUUUAACUCUCAUAGUGCAUUAUUUGUUUUACUUCUGUUGGAUAUUGUGUAUGUUUUUAUUGUAUAUUGUGUUGAUUUGCAAAGCACUUUGGUCUCCUUGUGUUGUAAAAAAGAUCUAGAAAGAUCUAGAUUGAUGCAAAAUUAUAAACCUGUUAUUAAUGUGAGAGACUAAAUCAAAAGAUCAUUUUGUGUAUCGAUGAAUCUUCACUUUGAAGCACUUUGAAUUACCUUGUGUACCAACUGUGUUGUACAAAUAAACUUGUCUUGUCU
Molecule: messenger RNA, 4120 nt
Organism: Boleophthalmus pectinirostris (great blue-spotted mudskipper)
Lineage: Eukaryota; Metazoa; Chordata; Actinopteri; Gobiiformes; Gobiidae
Gene: tmprss15
Product: transmembrane serine protease 15
Exons: 30
Coding region: 251-3484 (1077 amino acids)
Biological process (GO): proteolysis
Cellular component (GO): membrane
Molecular function (GO): serine-type endopeptidase activity; protein binding
Source: RefSeq, a predicted model, not a curated record